This is a messenger RNA of Staurois parvus, 328 nucleotides long. The record is from the annotation of a GenBank genome assembly. NCBI's taxonomy places the organism in Eukaryota, Metazoa, Chordata, Amphibia, Anura, Ranidae.
UCAUCGGGUCCCGGUCGGAGAUUCCCCUCUGGCACCCGGCGAUCACAGAAGAACACUGACAGGGGAGAGAUCUGUAUGUAAACAAUACAGAUCUCUCCCCUGUCAGCUCCAGCAUGCUGCUUUGUUUUGCUCUGUACAGCAGAACAUUACAAAGUAGCACAGCACACACUUAACCCUUUGAUCGCCCCAGAUGUUAACCCCUUCCUGCCCAGUAUCAUUAGUACAGUGUCAAUGCUUUUUAUUAGCACUGAUCACUGUAUUAAUGUCACUGGGGAUGUCAGUGACAGGUAGUCAGUUCCCACCCAGUGUCAGAAUGCCCGCUGCAGUC